Molecule: messenger RNA, 1224 nt
Organism: Suillus discolor
Lineage: Eukaryota; Fungi; Basidiomycota; Agaricomycetes; Boletales; Suillaceae
Exons: 3
Coding region: 271-885 (204 amino acids)
Source: RefSeq, a predicted model, not a curated record
AUGCCAAAGCACGCAAGUGAAAAAUCGGGGCGUGGAAAGCUUAUAUCAGCGACGCGUGGUCGCUGCGUCGAUGAUGCUUUAGUCCUUGACUCGGACUACUUUUGAAAUCAUGAUCGCGGCCCAAUUGACCCAGAUUGAGUUGCUCUGAGCAACUGUCCAACACCAACCAGCAUGAGCUAGCACGAUAACCGCUAGUGGAUGCGUUCGACAUGCCGUGGGGCGGUUCUCGUGAGUCGUGGCCAACACAAGUACUAAGUACUUAACAUUUUAAUGAUCCCCUCGGACUUACGCGUGCGUUUUUCAUGGAUCCCUACCUGGAACAAUCAUGCCGGCGGGUCACGGUUUUACCAGAUGACACAAAAGACAACAUUCCUUCCGUCCGAUCAGCCAAACAUCACAGCUUGCGAACCCUUUGUCCAAUUCGAGCUCGACCACCGACCUCCAGCAUGUCAUUGCACGCAUGUGGUUCCGUUUUUCUACGAAUGUACUUCCACAGUGCUGCGCACGAAAUGGUACUAUUCAUUUACGAGUGGACUCCACUUCGAUCACAUCCGUGCGGGGAUCCUCGUCAUCCGUGAAGUUGUUCCGCGAUCACACCAGUGUGGGGAUCUUCGUCAUCUGUCAAAGUGUUCCGCCCACUUUUUGCAGUAUUGUUUCCGAAAAAAAUUAUAUUUGGUGAUAGUACAGUGGGCACCCCUGGCCGGCAGCCCACAAUGCCCGGUCGGUUCUUUGUUGUUCCUUGAUGAACAUUUCAUAAUGUUCUUUCAGAGAUGCCUCCCACUGGUACUAGGCCUACAGGUAACUCUAACAUCCAAAGUUCUGUCGUGCAAAUUGUUCGGAACUCUGAGCACACAUCCUUUUCAGUCAAGGUUCUCCGUCCUAUGAGACGUUUCCGCAACCUCCCCCAUUCUGGUAUAUCAGAUUGUUAUUCUCAGUGCAACUAGUGUUCUCACGUCAUUUCCUCAUUCAUUCCGAUUCCUGCAUCUCGGUGGUCUAUUUUUCUUUCUAGACAUAUUUACACACUCCACUCUGGAGUCCGAGGCUCGAUUGAAGUCUGGGUCUUAGUAUAUCUGCCUCUGGCUGCAGUACUUGGUUGCCGUGUCUCACGCGUGUCGGGACGGAUGUCAGCCCAUACUAGAUGUUCACCAGAGUUCGUGUUUUUUUGCAACAACAAUAACUUUUUUUACCGUUGAAUAGCCUGAUGUCGAAAACACAAUGACUGCU